Messenger RNA from Cyphomyrmex costatus, 566 nucleotides. Its product is annotated as ejaculatory bulb-specific protein 3. NCBI's taxonomy places the organism in Eukaryota, Metazoa, Arthropoda, Insecta, Hymenoptera, Formicidae. The coding region runs from base 8 to 376 and encodes 122 amino acids. The record is from RefSeq and is a predicted model, not a curated record. The transcript is spliced from 2 exons.
UAAAAUUAUGGAUAAGUCGAAUUUUUGUUUAUUGGCCAUCCUGGCCGUCCUGGCGGUCGUUGUUACCGAGGAAAUGUAUUCAGACGAGUUCGAUCACAUCAAUCCCGAUGACAUCUUACCGAACGACGAGCUUCGAAAUCAGUAUUACAAUUGCUUUAUGGACACUGGUCCGUGCGUGACAGAAGAUCAAAAAUUCUUCAAACAGCAUGCCGCUGAAGCGUUUGCGACGAAAUGCCGAAAAUGUACAGAAGCCCAAAAGAAGAAUGUGGAAAAGAUAGUCGUAUGGUAUACCGAGAACCGCCCUGAGGAGUGGCUUGCCAUGGUAGAAAAGCUUUUGCAGGACGCGAAGAAGUUGAAGAUUGAGCACGGCGACUAAUGUUGCCAAAUAAAUAAACACAUUCUGCAUUGUCAUGUUUACUUAAUUGUGAAAUAACAAAUAAUGAUCUCGCGUCCAUGUAGUUUUCCAAGAUAUAGCAGCAAUAUAUACGAUACAAAAGCAUGUAGACGAGAACGAGAUUUAGCAGUAUUGCAUGUACAAUUUUAACUGACAAUAAAAGCCGUUUUGU